UUGACAUUGGGGAUAUGAAGAGUUUUUGUGUUGUGAAUUAUUACAGAAAAUUUCUGAGAAAUGCCCAAAUACGAAGAUAUUGUAGUGCGGAAGAAAGAAAAGAAAAAAAUAACAGUUCUAAAAUUCGAAAUAUCGGUAUAUUGGCACAUAUAGAUGCAGGUAAAACUACAACAACCGAGCGAAUGCUCUUCUACUCUGGUACCAUUAGAUCUAUGGGAGAAGUGCACCAUGGAAAUACGGUCACUGAUUAUAUGGAACAGGAACGGCAGAGAGGAAUCACUAUUACUUGUGCAGCAGUGUCCUUCCCAUGGCAAGGUCAUCAGAUUAAUCUGAUUGAUACUCCCGGCCACAUCGACUUCACGAUGGAAGUAGAGCUGAGUCUUGCUGUGUUAGAUGGAGCUGUUGUUGUCUUAGAUGGAUCAGCUGGUGUAGAAGCCCAAACCCUCACGGUGUGGCGCCAGGCCGACACAUACAAAGUGCCGCGCGUGCUGUACCUUAACAAGCUGGAUCGCAGCGACGCCGAUGUUGCUGCCUGCGCUCGCUCCGUGCAGGACAAACUCCAGGUCACCCCGCUUGUGCUGCACUCACCUGUGCAGCACGAGGGCAAGCUUAUCGGUUUAAUAGACCUUAUCACCCUAGAAGAAGUAAUAUGGACACAGGGUCGAGGGCAGAACUUGACACGGCGAAAACUCACGGAAAAAUCUGAUGGAAAAGUUUGGGAAACAUCUCUAAAUGAACAUAGAAAAGUCGUGGACACGCUUUCCUCUCUAGACGAUCAGCUAGCAGAAACAAUAAUCCAGCAAGAAUCAUUGGAUAACAUAAAUAGUAUAGAAAUUGCGGAGGCUGUUAGACGAUGUACGAUAAAUAUGAAAGCUUUUCCAAUUUUAUGCGGGAGUUCAUACAAAAAUAUUGGAGUACAAACUCUGAUGGAUGGCGUGGUAUCGUAUCUACCUUGCCCUUUCGAAGGGAACAGCAUAUACAAGAGUUUCGACAAGGAUUUGUCUGCGAAAGUGUUUAAAGUACAGCACGAUGAUCAGAGGGGCGUCCUCACUUUUCUGAGGCUUUACAGCGGAGAGAUAAAUAAGGGACAGAAGAUUUACAAUUUAGCGAAGGACAAGAGUGAACAGACAGGUCUGCUGUACGUGGCGUUGGCUGAUGAGUACCAGCCGGUGGAGAAGGUUACGGGCGGGAAUAUAGCUGUCGUCAGUGCGCUUAAGGCAACAAUGUCCGGAGACCUCAUCACCUCUACCCAAGCAGCAGCAAACCGAGCCAAGGAGAAGCUCUCCGCGAUGUUAAAAGACCCCGUCGUAAAGGAGGAGCUGAUGAUGCCCAGCGCUCGAUUGCGACUCCAGGCCAUGGACACGGAACCAACGACUGUGGAGAUCGCUGAAGAGCUGCUGGGAAUAGGCGCCGCGGUCCCGCAGGCCGUGUUCGCGUGCAGCGCGGAGCCGCCCAGCGCGGCGCUGCAGCCGGCGCUGGAGGCGGCGCUGGCCGAGCUGGCGCGCGAGGACCCCAGCCUGCGGGUCUCCGUCGACGACGACCACGGACAGAUCGUGCUGGCCGGUAUGGGCGAACUACAUUUAGAAAUAAUAAAGGAACGUAUUAUCCGCGAGUACAAGAUCGACGUGGAGCUGGGUCCCCCUCAGAUCUCUUACAAGGAGACGCUGGUGGGCACCGCUCAGCACACGCUGGUCGUUGACCGUAAGAUCGGCAACGCCCGGCAGCAAGUCAAGGUCACCAUGUCGGCCAAGCAUCUGAAGGGAGUCACUCCGGAUAAAGUGCUCAAGCUGGACCGCUCGGCGGAGAGCGCGGCGCAGCUGGCGGCGGUGUGGCCGCGCCACGGGCGGGCGGCGCGGCGCGGCGCGGCGGGCGCCCUGCUGCGCGGCCCGCGCCUCGCCUGCCCCUUGGUGGACGUGCAGGUGACGCUGCACUGGCUGGAAGUGUCCCGCGGCUCCGCGGACGCGACCGUCACGGCCGCGGUCGCGCAGUGCCUCAGGAAGGUGUUCGAGGAAGCGGAGUCGGUGCUGCUGGAGCCGGUGAUGUUCCUGGAGCUGGUGGUGCCCGAGUCGCACUCGGCGCGCCUGCUCGCCGACCUGGCCCGCCGGCGCGCCGAGGUGCAGCACAUACAGCUGCGCCACGGGAACAAGGUGAUACAAUGCUUGGCGCCGCUGUCCGAGCUGCUCGGGUACUCCACGACGGUCAGGUCGCUGUCCUCGGGCCUGGCUACCUUUACCAUGGAGUUCCACUCCAACCGACAGAUGUCGCCCCGAGACGAGGAAAAGGCUAUACGUAACGUCACCGGCUUCUAGUUAAAACUUCUAAUUUCAUCAACUACAUCGAAGUUUUACUAAAUAGUUUAAUUGAAUGCCCGAACGACUUUCGUUUGAUUGAAAUUUUACAAUUACAAACGACUUACUGCUAUAGUUACAACGAAUAAUCAGAGUUCAGUGUAUUUGGUUUUAAGUUUUGUAUCGCCCAUUACAAUAAACUAUAUUUCUAAGGUCAUAACAUCCUCAAGAACGAAGCCUUGACCAGCCUGGCUGUGGCACAUUUAUAAACUUAAGACAAUUGUACAAUACUUAAAUAAAAUUAACAUUUAUACAAUACCUUUUAACAAUAUACAUAUACAAAACAACUAAUAUGGCGACCGGACACAAGUAGUCAUUGGACCCCCUUUUAUGUCUACAUACGGCAUGGAGAAAUAGCGAAAUACGAUAUGAUUCCGAGGAAGCAACAAGUAGAAAUAAUAAAUGGAUAUACUAUUAUGAGUAAUGAAAGGAGGUCGAUACGGAAGAGGUUUGAAGUGGGCCGUCAAACAUGUAAAUGGACAUGUGUGAUAAAUAUGUUGAUUACAUUGUAAAUAAUAGACGCAACGUUUAUUUCAAUUAAUUUAUUUGUUGAAUAUGUAAAAAUAUAUAUUUAAUAUAAUUA
Molecule: messenger RNA, 2931 nt
Organism: Nymphalis io (European peacock)
Lineage: Eukaryota; Metazoa; Arthropoda; Insecta; Lepidoptera; Nymphalidae
Gene: mRRF2
Product: ribosome-releasing factor 2, mitochondrial
Exons: 13
Coding region: 15-2309 (764 amino acids)
Biological process (GO): ribosome disassembly; mitochondrial translation
Cellular component (GO): mitochondrion
Molecular function (GO): GTPase activity; GTP binding
Source: RefSeq, a predicted model, not a curated record